Messenger RNA from Brassica napus (rape), 1979 nucleotides. Its product is annotated as nonsense-mediated mRNA decay factor SMG7-like. The coding region runs from base 1095 to 1451 and encodes 118 amino acids. The record is from RefSeq and is a predicted model, not a curated record. The transcript is spliced from 4 exons. Lineage: Eukaryota; Viridiplantae; Streptophyta; Magnoliopsida; Brassicales; Brassicaceae.
UCUCCGACAUUCAUGACCCAAUCCAUCCACAGUUUCUCUCUCAUAAACACAAACACAAGUAGUAGGUGGAAAGCAAUGUCCCUUCCUCUUUUUCCUCCCUACAUCUCGCGGCGGAGGCACGGAGGAAUCAUGCGGCAGCUGAUCGGUGGUAUUAGAGACAAAGUGUCUCACAUCGGUAGUUGGAAGGGAAAUAAUAUAUAAGAUAGAUGGACCACUCCACUUGUCACCAAUUGGUUUUAGGUUAGAAGCCCGUCUAGCUUAAGGUGGCACUGUUGUUAAUUAUUAUUCAAUUUCUAUUCAAGGUUUUGACUUCAACACAUGAUUCCUUUGUCGUUUUAAAUAUUGGAUUGGAGCUUUACAGGAAAACCUGAUUAGAAUAAUGUUAUGUAGCCGAUAUAUUGAGUGUGUUUUCUAUUAGCAUAGAGAUUGGAAGUACUUUAGAUGAUUGGUUUUGUUUAAUCUUGUUAUAUUAGAUAAGAUUAUGACAUUAUUUUUAUCUCCAUCCUUGUAGAUAAGGACACAAGCAGAGGUUUAAGCUUACUGAGAUUCUUCUUUUUCUUAUUGCAGGUUGUGUGUGAAAUAACCUUGAAGGAUUUGAAUGGAUGAUGACUUUGCAGAUGGAUAAGAAUAUUCGAUAAGACUGUUGAGUUAGAAAUCAAGCGUCGGGAAGGCUGCUCACGCUCGGAAUCCUUCUGAUCCAAAUCUGUGGCAGCAGAUUCGUGAGAAUUUUAUGAAGCAAUCAUUCUUGAAGACCACACGUUUCCGAGGAGCACAACAUUGAGUUUACUCUGUGGCAGCUGCAUUACAAAAGGAUUGAAGACUUUCAGUGCUGUCCUGGCUCCUAGUAACCCGAGUGUGGCUCAAAAUUCAAAGGGUCCAUCUAGGCCUGACAGGGUCGCAAACCUCAAGCUGCAGUUCAGAACUUUCCUUUCAGAAGCAACAUGGGGUUUUACCAUGAAAACGAUCUUAAAAAUUAGAGCCAAGUAUGGGCUUCCCUUGGAUGGAAAGAAGAUAGCAGAAGUUCAGAAAGGCUUUGGUGUCUUGUCACCGUUGCUUUAUAUACCUUGGUGAUCUUGCUCGGUAUAAAGGAUUAUAUGGAGAGGGAGAUUCUAAGAACCGAGAGCAUGCUGCUGCGUCAAGUGGAAACCCACAUCAUCAGAAUCGUGCCCAAUUUGUUUACCGCUCCCAAAGACUCGUCUAGAAGGCCCACUGGUAAAAGAAGAGGUAAAGGCGGCGAUAAAGAUGAGGACGUGGUAGCUGUUCCUGAGAAGGAUAAAGUAACUAGCGCAGAUGAGAUGCUCAAAGCAUUCUGCGUUAAAUUUGUUCGUCUCAACGGGAUUCUUUUUACCCGAACAAGCCUCGAGACAUUCUCAGAUGUUCUUGGUUCCACUAGCAGCAGUCUACGAGAUCUGAUUUGGUCGAGCUUAACGGAAGAUAUGAUUUUUUGGUAAAGACACCAGUGACAGCGCACUUUUUAUUGUUAGGCUCGUAACGCUUCUUAUAUUCAGCGUCGAUAACUCGAAGAAAGACAAGGAAGGUCAGUCAUAUGCUAGAAACUCCUUAACAGCAAGUUUUGAGUUACUUGGACACGUAAUGGAGCAGUGUGCGCAUCAUCAUCUCAGGAGAGGUAUCUGAUGUCUCUAAGACGGUCAACGGGAAGCUGGCGACGGUGGUGGCCGAGGAUGGCCACAUCACCGGGGGUUAUUCGUCUUCUCCGGGAGUCUAUGUUGCCGGAAUAUACGGGCCGUUGGUGUUGAACGUUCUUCCAAAAGGGUCAGUUCCGGCGUCUGGGCCCAGCAAGAGAAUCAAUGCACGUCAAGACUUAAUACUAUAUUAGUCUCACCAUCCUCACGACUAAAAGUCAUGUAUGACAAAAGCCGUUUUCAAUUCUUAUAGAUAUUCUUUAUUUUUAAGAAAUGACUUUUUUUGCCGAGUUGUAAAUAUUAAAUUCUAUAGUUAAACCCAAAUUAUAUAGUCUA